This is a messenger RNA of Neopelma chrysocephalum (saffron-crested tyrant-manakin), 8218 nucleotides long. It is a transcript of the gene UBR1, whose product is annotated as ubiquitin protein ligase E3 component n-recognin 1. Bases 52 to 5328 code for a protein of 1758 amino acids. Lineage: Eukaryota; Metazoa; Chordata; Aves; Passeriformes; Pipridae. Gene Ontology annotation, cellular component: ubiquitin ligase complex; cytoplasm. The record is from RefSeq and is a predicted model, not a curated record. Gene Ontology annotation, biological process: protein ubiquitination; ubiquitin-dependent protein catabolic process via the N-end rule pathway. The transcript has 47 exons. Gene Ontology annotation, molecular function: zinc ion binding; ubiquitin protein ligase activity.
GGCUCCUUCUGGGCCGUGACGGCGCCGCCGGCCGCGUCCCUCGCUCUCAAAAUGGCGGACGGAGCCGACGGAGGUCCCGGAGCAGGAGCGGCGGGCGGCCGGGCCUCCGCGCAGGCCCCGGAGCGAGCUAUGUGGUGUGAUGAAAGAUUCGACUUCCAAGGCACAUUUUUACAGUGCUUGGCAAAACAUGUGCCAAAUAUUUACUCAGCUGAAAUGGACCCCUUGCUGGAGAAACAAGAAGAAAUGGUCCAGGCAGCAAUAUUAUAUCCCCUGGAGUGUUAUUUGUUUGGGGAGGACCCAGAUAUAUUCCUGGAGAAGCUACAACAGAGUGGAACCUCCCAGCUCUGUGGAAAGGUGUUCAAAGGAGGGGAGACAACAUACUCUUGCAGGGACUGUGCAGUUGAUCCAACUUGUGUGCUCUGUAUUGACUGCUUCCAGAAUAGCAUUCACAAGAAUCACCGGUACAAGAUGCAUAGCUCCACUGGAGGUGGCUUUUGUGACUGUGGGGAUACAGAGGCAUGGAAGGCUGGACCACUGUGUACUAAGCAUGAGCUUGGAUCAUUGAGUUCUCCAAAAGAAAAUUCUGAAUGUCAGUUGAAUGAAGAAAUUAUGGAGCACUCUAGGAGGGUGUUUCCCUCUGUGAUAAAAUACAUCGUAGAUAUGCUUAUCUGGGAAGAAGAAAAGGAACUGCCUCUGGAGCUCACAGUUAGUAGAGAGAAAGUAGACAGCUACUACUGUGUCCUUUUCAAUGAUGAACACCAUUCUUAUGACCAUGUCAUCUACAGCCUGCAAAGGGCACUUGGCUGUGAACUUGGUGAAGCCCAGUUGCAUACUACUGCCAUAGAUAAAGAGGGUCGUAGAGCUGUUAAGGCAGGACAUUAUGCCUCUUGUCAGGAAGCAAAAGAAGAAAUUAAGAGGCAUUCUGAAAAUGUUUCUCAACGACCACUUCACGUGGAGGUUCUGCACGCUGAUGUUAUGGCACACCAGAAGUUUGCUUUGCGCCUUGGUUCUUGGCUGAACAAACUCAUGAGCUAUUCAAGUGACUUUCGUCAGAUCUUUUGUCAAAUAUGUCUCAAAGAAGAAGCUGGAUCUGAAAAGCCGUGCUUUAUAAGCAAGUUGAUGCUAUGGGAUGCAAAACUUCAUAAAGGGGCAAGGAAGGUUCUCCAUGAGCUUAUCUUCAGUAGUUUUUUCAUGGAAAUGGAAUACAAAAAACUUUUUGCUGUGGAAUUUGUGAAGUAUUACAAGGCAUUGCAAAAGGAAUACAUUAGUGAUGAUCACGACAGAGUUCUCUCCGUGACAGCACUCUCAGUUCAGAUGUUCACCGUACCCACUCUGGCCCGACAUCUUAUUGAAGAGCAAAAUGUAAUCACCACCAUUACAGAGACACUCCUAGAAGUGCUUCCAGAGUACCUAGACAAAAAUGACAAGUUCAACUUCCAAGGCUACAGUCAGGACAAACUGAAUCGGGUAUAUGCAGUAAUAUAUGACCUCAGGUAUGUCUUAGUCAGCAAGCCUACAUUAUGGACAGACCGCCUGAGGGAGCGUUUUUUGGAAGGAUUUGUUUCUUUCCUAAGGAUUCUAACUUGCAUGCAGGGAAUGGAAGAGAUAAAAAGACAGAUUGGUCAGCACAUUGAGGUGGACCCUGACUGGGAAGCAGCUAUUGCUAUACAGAUGCAGCUCAAGAACAUUCUUUUGAUGUUCCAGGAGUGGUGUGCCUGUGAUGAAGAGCUGUUGCUCAGGGCCUACAGAGAAUGCCAUAAAGCUGUGAUGAGGUGCAGCACAAAUGGUCGCUCUCGGGAAAAGACAGUGUUUCACUUAUGUGGCCAUACCCUGGAGAGCAGACCUUACAGAGUGUCUGCAGAUCCUGUCAGCAUACAUUUGCCACUGUCUAGGACUCUUGCUGGUCUUCAUGUGCGAUUAAGCAAGACAGGAACCAUCUCAAGAUUGCACGAGUUUGUUUCUCCUGAAGAAUUUCAAGUGGAGCUGCUAGUAGAAUAUCCUUUGCGAUGUCUUGUCUUGGUGGCUCAGGUUGCUGCAGAGAUGUGGAGAAGGAAUGGACUCUCUCUGAUAAGCCAGGUAUUCUAUUAUCAAGAUGUUAAAUGCAGAGAAGAGAUGUAUGAUAAAGACAUCAUCAUGCUCCAGAUAGGUGCAUCUCUUAUGGAUCCAAACCAGUUCCUCCUGUUGAUGCUGCAGAGAUACGAGCUUGCUGAUGCUUUCAAAAAGAUCAAACCCACCAAAGAUCAGGAUUUAAUCAAACAAUAUAACAUUUUAAUAGAAGAGAUGCUACAGAUUCUCAUCUAUGUUGUGGGGGAAAGAUAUGUUCCUGGAAUCAGCAAUGUGACAAAAGAAGAUGUUAUAAUGAGAGAGAUCAUCCAUCUGUUAUGUAUUGAACCAAUGGCUCACAGUGCAAUUACUAAGUCUUUGCCUGAAAAUGAGAACAAUGAAACUGGCUUGGAGAAUGUCAUUGAUAAAGUGGCUACAUUUAAGAAACCAGGUGUCUCUGGCCAUGGAGUUUACGAACUAAAAGAUGAGUGCUUGAAGGAAUUCAAUAUGUUCUUUUAUCACUAUACUAAGACCCAGCACAGCAAGGCUGAGCAUACGCAAAAGAAAAGAAGAAAACAAGAAAACAAGGAUGAAGCAUUGCCACCACCUCCUCCUCCAGACUUCAGUCCUGCCUUCAGCAACGUGGUGAGGAUUCUGAACUGUGAUGUUAUGAUGCACAUCCUGCGGACCCUUCUUCAGAGAGCAGUGGAACUGGAAACCCAUUUUUGGACUGAGGCUAUGAUUCAAAUGGUGCUCCAUCUCCUUUCUUUAGGGUUACUAGAGGAGAAGCAGCAGUUACACAAGUCUCCAGAGGAAGAAGUAUCCUUUGAUUUUUAUCACAAAGCAACACGAAUGGGAAGCUCAGCCUUAAAUGCUGUGAACGUAUUAAUGCUUCUGGAAAAACUGAAGAGUGUUCCUCAAUUAGAGGCACAGAAGGACACAGUCAAUUGGAUACUGCAGAUGUUUGACAUGGUGAAAAGACUGAGGGAAAAAUCUAGUUUGACAACAGUAGCAGCUGCAUCAGCCUCAGAAGCUACAAAAGGUGAUGAGACACAGAGCACUCAGGAUAAAGAGAAAGCUGAGCGGAAGAGAAAGGCAGAAGCAGCAAGGUUGCACCGUCAGAAGAUAAUGGCCCAGAUGUCUGCACUUCAGAGGAAUUUUAUUGAAACCCAUAAGCUCCUCUAUGAAAACACACUGGAGGCUCAGGGGAAAGAAGAUGCUAUUAUGGAGGAAGAAAGCGUGUCUUCAGCAAUUGAUUACUCCAAAAUUGCUUUGGGUCCCAAACGAGGUCCAUCUGUUGCUGAGAAAGAGGUCUUGACCUGUAUUCUUUGUCAGGAGGAGCAAGAAGUAAAGUUGGAAAGUGCUGCCAUGGUGUUAUCUGCCUGUGUCCAGAAAUCAACUGCCUUAACUCAGAAUAGGAGCAGAAUUCUUGAACUCUCAGGGGAUACACUAGAUCCUCUCUUCAUGCACCCUGACUUACCUUGUGGGACACACACAGGAAGCUGUGGUCAUGUGAUGCAUGCAGCCUGCUGGCAGAAAUACUUUGAAGCAAUGCAGCUCAACUUUCGACAGCGUCUGCACGUUGAACAGAUAUUUGACUUGGAGAAUGGAGAGUAUCUCUGUCCACUUUGCAAAUCUCUGUGCAAUACUGUGAUUCCUAUCGUUCCAUUGCAGGCUCAAAAAAUAAACAGUGAGGAUGCAGAGGCAGUUGCUCAAAUCCUGUCCCUAGCUAGGUGGCUGGAGAUUGUCACAGUCAGGAUAUCAGGCUACAGUGUGAAAAAUGCUAAAGGAGAGAAGCAAAAUCUUUCAGCUUUCAUCAGCAAGGGAAUGGGGAACUCUGCCUUGGAAUUCCAUUCCAUCCUUAGUUUUGGAGUUCAGUCCUCAGCCAAGUACUCAAGCAGUAUCAAGGAGAUGCUUAUUCUCUUUGCCACCACCAUUUAUAGAGUUGGGCUAAAAGUUGCUCCAAACGAAGCUGAUUCGCGGAUUCCUAUGAUGACCUGGAGCACAUGUGCUUUUACUAUCCAGUGUAUAGAAAAUCUCUUGGAAACGGAAGGCAAGCCUUUAUUUGGAUCUCUACAAAAUAGACAGCACAGUGGCCUUAAAGCAUUAGUGCAGUUUGCAGCUGCUCAGAGAACAACAUCACCACAGGUCCUGAUUCAGAAACAUCUGAUUCGUCUUCUAGGAGUUCUCCUACCAAACUUUAAAGUGGAGGAUACUCCAUCACUUUUAGAAGUAGAUAUGUUCCACAUUUUGGUGGGAGCUGUGUUAUCCUUUCCAUCAUUAUACUGGGAGGAUGCUGUAGACUUGCAACCUUCAUCAAUUAGUUCAGCCUAUAACCACCUCUACCUCUUCCAUCUGGCAACACUGGCACACAUAACGCAAAUUGUCAUCUGUUCAGCAACAGAAUCCUCCACUGCUUGCUCACCUGACAACAGUGAGGAGGCACAGUCUGCACAGUCUUUCUGUAGGGAGGUUUGCCAGUACACCAGUGGUUGCUUUAGCCAGGAUAUUCCAGGCUGGCUUGUGUGGGACUGUGUUAAAAAAGGCAUCAUGCCUUACCUUCGUUGUGCUGCUUUAUUUUUUCAUUAUUUGCUGGGAGUUUCUCCACCCGAAGAACUACUACAAGAUUCUGAAGAAGGGCAAUUCAAGGCACUUUGUAGUUACCUCUCUCUACCUACAAAUUUGUUCCUGCUCUUCCAUGAGUAUUGGGACACAGUAAAUCCACUGCUUCAAAGGUGGUGUGCUGACCCGAUGGUGUUAAGUUGUUUGAAGGGGAAAAGCAUUGCAAUAAGGUAUCCUAGGAAAAGAAAUCAUUUAAUAGAGCUUCCUGAAGACUACAGUUGCCUUCUGAACCAAGCCUCUCAGUUUAGAUGUCCACGGUCUUCUGAUGAUGAACAAAAACAUCCAGUAUUGUGUUUGUUCUGUGGGGCUAUGUUGUGUUCCCAGAAUACUUGCUGUCAAGAACUGGUGAAUGGAGAGGAGUUGGGAGCCUGUACUUCUCAUGCUCUUCAAUGUGGAGCUGGAGUCUGUAUGUUUCUCAAAAUCAGGGAAUGUAAAGUUGUCCUUAUUGAAGGUAAAACCAGGGGCUGCUUAUACCCUGCACCUUACUUGGAUGAAUAUGGAGAAACAGAUCCGGGUCUAAAAAGAGGCAAUCCCUUGCACUUAUGUCGGGAGCGUUACCGGAAGCUCCAUCUGCUAUGGCAGCAACACUGCAUCAUAGAGGAGAUUGCCAGGAGCCAAGAAACUAAUCAGAUCGUCUUUGGAUUCAACUGGCAACUGCUCUGAGUCUCUUGAUUUUUAGUGAAAACUCUUACCUUUGGCAGUGCUUUGGAAAAGGAAGGAAAGGAGGGUGGCAGUAAAAAAAACCUACUCAAGUGAAUUCUGUAGUUCAGACACAAUUGGUGGAUUCUCUAGGUUGGAUGUAUCACUGAUAUAAUGAAACAGAAUCUCAUGUCAUAUGUUUUCCUUGUAUUUUUUUCUCCUUUCUAAAAGGAAAACCACAUUCAGUAAUUAUUACUGAACAUUCAUGUCCAGAAAUAUUUCCACUUUUUUCAGAAGUUGUAAUUAUUUCAUGUAUUUUCAUGAGGACAGCUUCCCAAAUGCUGUGCUUCGGAGCACACACCACACUUCUGUCUCUUCCAUGCCUUGAGAACAUACCAAAAUGGUGUUGCCAAGGAAAAGCCUCCUUUACUUUCUCUCUGGGUUCUUUUCCCAAGCUUUAAAUAGGUCAAGAUAAUAUUGGAGUGGAAGUGGUGCCAGGCCUUUAGUCAUCUGUAGCAACAGGUAAAAUAGAGAGUAAAUUUUACAGAAAUAGUCUGCAUUCAGCUAUACACUGGGAUUUAAUGAAGAGUUUUCAUUAAUGAAUUCUUCAAAUGAGAAGUAUGGGAUAGAAAGUGCAUGGUGGGAAUUACCAUCUUGCUUGUUGCAUCAAAAAAUUAAGUCUGUGCUUUUUGCGUUGCCAGAACUGCACUUCCUAUCUAAAGAAUUUGUCCUCUAUUAGUGUUGUAUAUCUUAAGAGGUCUAGGGCUACAGUAUUUGGCUAGGUUGUGGUUAGUUUUACUUUUUUACAGUUUGUUUUCUGAGGUUUUCCCCAAGAAUCAAAAGUAAAAAUACUGCUGCUGGGUAGUUGUAGUGUAGCUCUGCAAGUUAUACAAGAGCCAGAGACUUCAGUAAGGUAAAUGACCUUCAAAGCUAUCACUGGACUAAAAUAAAGUCCCGGAAGCAGCAAGUUUUAGAAUCAGAAAUAAGUUUGCUCAUAUUUGAGGGGGUUUCCACUCUUCAUCCUCUGUUACUAUUGUUUGGAGCAUGUUUUGGAGCCUGCAUAAAUGAAAUGGUGUGUUUUGGGGAGCAUGUUCAGUGGUUCAGUGCCAGGUAGAGCAGAAAAGGGAAAAAAAGGUGGCUAAGUCUGUUUCUUUGCCCUCCAGUUAAUAGCACAUUGUGAUUGAACUCUCUCUCAAUGAUACGUUAUUUUGCUUUAGUUCUAAAUGUUUGUUCUGUUUUCUGAAUUUCAACCCUAAUAUACAUGAGAGAAUUUUUAAUGUGAUGGGUAAAAAUGCUUUCCCAGGAAAUACCAUUUCCAUGUGAAAGUCUGAAGUUUUCAUUACCCUAAAUUUCCCUGCCUCUUUGCUGUUUGGAUUCUUUUGUGCCAUUUUAAUAAGACUUUCAAGGGGAGGUUUUCAAAUUAAUGUCUGAGAGCAUGUUUUUGUAUGAUGUCUUUUUCAUUUUGCCACGAUUGUAUGUGACAUGGUAGAAUCACAAAUAAUGAUUUAGAUUUAAAUAUUCUUCUCCUGUUUGGUUUUUUUUUAAAGCUUUUUGAGUAUGUAUGUAUAAGUGCACUGAACAGCACCAUAAGUAAUCUAAAAAUGGAAUACCAAUGAACUCAAAUAUUGUUCUAGUUUCAAAUACUUCUUAAAAACUUUUGCUGUAAUCCUUCCCUGGUGAUACAAAAAGUUGGCUUCGGUAUAUUUUUAAGGUAUUCUGUUUCUUGAAAUUAAGACCCUUCUCCUUAUUUUGAUUCUAUCAGAUUUUAAACCUGAAUAUUAAACUCUUUGAAGACAAACAUUAAUUCUGUUAGUCUUCACAUACUGAAUUUAGAACAGUUGUCAUGAAAACUUGCAUGCACUGGUGAUUUUUAUGUCAUCAAAACACUUCUUACCAACAAAAACAUUGAAUUAAUACUAGCAGAUGUAUGCCUCAUUGAUACCAAGCUGUAUUCUCUUACUGUUUCCCUCUGAUAUUUACUAAUUCAUUUAUCAAAAAUUUUCAGUUAUCUCGCACUUCACUGAUACAAAAAUUCCAUUGUCAAAUAUGCAGUGAGAUCACUUUAUUUUGUUUUCUGUCUGAACUGUAGUAUAUAAGAACAGGAGUUGGUAUGAGCAGGUGAGCUUGUUUAAAGCUCUAGAAACCUCUUUGUAGCUGAAGAAGUGGGAGAAGAAAGUUGCAUCUUUCUGCACGUUUGCACAUACUAAUUUAGCAAAUGGGCUCCCAUAUCAUUCAUGGACUAGUGUGGUCAUCUUUCAUUUCAUAAAUUACUAUGCAGUUUUGUUCACUGUGAGUAUAAUCUGUAUUUAGUGAUUGCAAGAUGCUUAUGCCACUGAUUUCUGUUCCAUCCAAGCUGACAGGAGUUAUUUGAUAAUGCACAUACUUUAAUUGCAAAAAUGUAAAUUUGAAACUUGUAUAAUGUUCUUGUGCUUUUGAAAUAAAAUAUCUUGUAUAUGUAUAUUUAAAAAAAAAAGAAAUAAAGUAACUUCUCGUAGAUUAUUCAAUUUUUAUUUGACACCUCACAGUUCUUUUUACAAGAGCAUCAUAGCGGUGUCUGUCAGUAUGAAAAAGGAGAAGGGUUAGUAAAUGGUUGGUAGACAAUACCAGUUACUCCUGUAGUCUGUAUAAUUUUUGUACCAUUAGGAAUGAUGCCGUGCUUUUUGUUAUGUAAAGAAAUACACUACUUGAAACUUUUCCCAGUAUUUUGUAGAUGCAAAUUCCUUCAGUGUCUACCUCAAUUUGUAAAAUAAGUCUUAAAUGCAGAAUUUAAUAUUUAGAUGUCCUAAAACCAUUUAGUUGAGUGAUUCUGGUUUUGUAUCUUGUCAAAUAAGAACUGUUUGUCAGAACAACCUCUAGAAAGGGAAGCCUUGUGGUGUUGGUAUAGUGUGCUGUGUGAUACAUGUUAAAAAAAAAA